This is a messenger RNA of Closterium sp. NIES-65, 2232 nucleotides long. NCBI's taxonomy places the organism in Eukaryota, Viridiplantae, Streptophyta, Zygnematophyceae, Desmidiales, Closteriaceae. The record is from the annotation of a GenBank genome assembly.
AUGAGGGUGACUAAAGACUGGGAGAAGAAAUGGGCCGGGCAGGUGUUUAUGCUGGAAAACGUUUACGUGAACUGGCGCGGGCAGGUGUUUAACGAGACUCAUCUGUUCGACCCGUCGGGCUGCAUCACCGAAUUAAACGUCUCUUACCCCGCAGGAACACACGUUACCAUGCACCGUGACGUGGUGAACCUGCUGUCUGACGUGGCAGAUCCUCGUGCUGAGGUAUUCCAUGAGCUCACGGACCUUCUCCCCAUGAUGCUGCCGCUUAAGGAGGUGCUACCGAAACUCAAAGACGCCAUUAUAGUGGCGCGGAGCAGAAAGCUCCUAUCAGCAGUGGCCAAUAGAGUUCUCAAACUGCCCGUCACAGAUCACGAAGUUCAGGGGGUAAAACCCGGAGUACCCCACCUGUGGUUCGUGCAAAAACUCUACCAACCCGUCCGGCAGCAGUGCCGACAGCCCAGCAUGGCUCUAUGGACGCAAUUCCGCUCCAACCACCUCCUCCCUAGAGAUUCCCCGCAAGUCUUCCGAGAAACAGGCGCUGAGUUUGCUAAUGCUGAGUCAGCAGCGGGGUUGGAGGGAGGCGUGCCGGCGGAUUGGGUGGUGGUGGUGGGUGUUGACGUGGCAGGGCGGGUGCAGGAGGCAGGAUAUAUCAGGGAUGCGCUGCGAUUCUUUUAUCCGGAGGACCGGAUUGUACUCUUUAAGAACAACCUCAAUGUUCUGGAAGCCAAGGACUUAUUCAACAGAGCAGUUCUCUUCAUAUCCACUUCGACCUCCGCUCUUGCUCACGUCAUGUUCAUGCCACCCAACGCCACGGUCCUAGAGCUUCGGGCCGUUCUAGACCCCAAUGCCGCCCAGAAAGCAGGCUCGGCAGCAGCUGUAGCAGCGGAUCCGGAUCUGCCCACCAGGCAGCUCGCAGAGGCUUGCGGGCUUCGGCAUUAUCUGCUGCUCUGCGCCGCCCAGCCCGACCCCAAGCCGGCCAAUGGGAACGCGCUGCUGCGCAGCCGCUUAUCUUGCGACAUGUGGCACGUGCGCGAUGUGCUGGAUAGGGUAUCGCACGACGUGUACACCAGCGAGGUGGUAACCAGAGAUACUGUCCGAGCCAUCGCAGGUCCGGCGGGUGGCAGGUUCGGACUAAAGCAGAAGCUGAUUGGGACGAAGCUGAGGUCCGGGGAGGAGGUUCGGGCGUUCAACGAUUGGAUGACAUGCGUUGGGAAGCAGGGUCGGUGGGAUUACAACGCGACUCCCCGCGUGUUACCUUGGGAAUACAUGGGGAACAUCAACCUGUGCGACCACCGGCAUUGGGACGCAACACAAGGGCUCAUGAAAAAGGAAUCUGAUGAGUAUGCUCUGUCGGGAGGAGACCCCGAGAAGUGGACGGUACGGGAGAGUCUUAAGUACGACUGGAGGGUGCAUGGCACCUGCCCUAUGCCCGUUCAGGAUCAGGCCUGGGUGCCGUUUCAGCCGACUGAUUUCUGCAGCAGGGUCGGCAAGAAUCGGACGAUUCUGUUCCUGGGGGAUUCCCUGAACGAGCAGUUUUUUGGGAUUUUCAUCAACCAGAUGUUGAGAUAUGUGCCAAAGCCGGCUGACUGGGCGGUUAAGGAGUCAAAGCCCAAGUUCUGCGUUGACUGGGUCAACAACACGGAGAUUCGGCACGAAUUUUGCCGGACCAUUGAGUUUGCUGACGAGAUUUGCCCGGGCCUGAAGAUUUUGUUCAUCCGAAGCGACCACCUGUGGCUCGGCGCGCCGAGGCACUUCAGCGAGCUACAGUGGACGCGCAUGCCGGAAGUUGCCCACUCCGAUAUUAUUAUAAUUAACCGUGGAGCGCACUAUACGGUGAACGAAGUGUUCGAGCCGGAAGUGCGAACGGUUAUGACUUACCUCCGAAACCGAUGGCCCAAGAAGCUGAUCAUAUACCGCAACUCCCCGCCCGGCCAUGCUGACUGCGAAAACGCAACGGUUCCGAUUUCGAAAAGGCAGGAUCCGAGCAUUCUCCCUUACAACUGGGACAAGCUGAGUCAGCAGAAUGAGAUGGCACGUGGAAUGGCUGAGGAGCUGGGGAUAGUGUACAUGGAUGUGGAUUCGAUGACGGCUCUACGGCCGGAUGGGCACAAGGGAUGGAAGCCAUCGAUCCAACGGCUGGAUUGCUUGCACUACUGCACUCCUGGACCAUUGGAUUCAUGGAUGGACAUCUUGUACAAUACCCUGCUUAGGACGCUGCCCCCUUUGCCUUAG